UUUGGCAGGCUUGCUGCCUACGUGGGAAAUGAUUCAACUGCAAACAGAAACAAUUAUGGGGAGUAGGUGUUUCUGGCGAUGAACCCCUUGUCGUGCGACUCUGAAAGAACUGAGUUACAAAAUGUGGCUAAAACCUGAAGAAGUGCUGUUGAAGAAUGCCCUAAAGCUCUGGGUCACUGAGAAGUCAAAUGAUUAUUUCAUCUUGCAGAGAAGGCGAGGAUAUGGAGAGGGAGGAGGUGGCUUAACAGGUCUCCUUGUGGGAACACUAGACACGGUCCUGGACUCCACAGCUAAAGUUGCACCAUUCCGUAUACUCCACCAGACGCCCGACUCCCAGGUUUACUGGUCAAUAGCAUGUGGUGCCACCAGAGAGGAGAUUGUCAAACACUGGAAGUGGCUGGAGCAGAAUGUCAUGAGGACGCUCUCGGUCUUUGAUUCCAGCGAAGACAUCACCAGCUUCGUCCAGGGAAAAAUAAGAGGCUUGAUAGCAGAGGAAGGAAAAAGCUCUCUUGUGAAAGAAGAAGAUCCUGAGAAGUUCCGGGAGGCUCUGCUGCGUUUCGAGAAGUGGUUUGGCCUGCCGGAAAAAGAGAAGCUUGUUACCUAUUAUUCCUGCAGCUACUGGAGGGGGAGGGUGCCCUGUCAGGGCUGGCUCUAUCUCAGCACCAACUUCCUCAGUUUCUACUCCUUUCUGCUUGGAUCUGAGGUGAAGUUCAUUAUUUCAUGGGAUGAAAUAUGGAAACUGGAGAAGACCUCCAAUGUGAUCCUGACUGAGAGUAUUCAUGUGUUUGCACGGGGGGAAGACCAUUACUUCUCUAUGUUCCUGCACCUCAAUGAGACCUUCCUGCUGAUGGAGCAGUUGGCCGAUUAUGCCAUCAAGAGACUGUUUGACAAGGAAACCUUCGAAGGAGAUCCUGCUCUUAGUGACCCUCUUCAGGUCACAAAGAGAGGUUUGGAGACGCGGGCCCGGAACGAGCAGUUCAGGGCUUUUUUCCGGCUGCCGCGAGAGGAGAACCUGCUGGAGGUCCACGAGAGCUUCCUGUGGGUUCCCUUUAGCCACUUCAACACCCUGGGCAAGAUCUGCGUCUCCGAGAACUAUCUCUGCUUUGCAAGCCAGGACGGCAGCCAGUGCUACGUCAUCAUCCCCGUGCGAGAGGUUGUUGGAGUGGAGAAGUCGGACAGUGCGAACAAAGCAUUGACUGUGUGUGUCAGGGGGAAAAGAGCUGUCCGCUUCUCAGAGGUCAGGGAUUUUGAGCGCCUUGCCUAUAUAAUCCGGAUGAGGUGUGGGACAGCAGCCAGCCCCCAGCACAGCGGCACAAGAGAGCAGAUCACUGAGGCCUGUCAGAGUCUCAUUGAGCAUUUUGAGGACAAUCCUGAGGAGGUAGCUCUGAUGGUGGGACAGAAAGGCACAAGCAAGACCGUUAGCACGGAGGCCCUGAUGACGGUCUUCCAUCCGCAAGAUGCAGAAAACCUGGAUCCCAAAAUGCUUAAAGAGAAGAUGAAGGAGCAGUCGUGGAACAUUCACUUUGCAGAGUAUGGUCGGGGAAUGAGCAUGUUCCGCACGAAGAAGACCCGUGACCUCAUUGUCCGUGGUGUUCCCGAAGCCUUACGAGGAGAGCUGUGGCUGCUAUUUUCAGGUGCUGUCAAUGAUAUGGCCACUCACCCUGGUUACUACACUGAGCUGGUAGAGAAGUCUAUGGGCACGUGCACCUUGGCCACCGAUGAGAUCGAGAGGGACCUGCACCGCUCUCUCCCUGAGCACCCCGCCUUUCAGAGCGACACGGGGAUCUCCGCCCUGCGCAGGGUGCUCACGGCCUACGCCUACAGGAACCCCAAAAUUGGAUACUGUCAGGCGAUGAACAUUCUCACAUCAGUCCUGCUCCUGUAUGCAAAAGAAGAGGAGGCCUUUUGGCUGCUGGUGGCAGUAUGUGAGAGGAUGCUGCCAGACUAUUUCAACCGGAGAAUCAUCGGAGCCUUAGUGGAUCAGGCUGUGUUUGAGGAGUUGAUCAGGGAGCGCCUGUCCCAGCUGACUGAACACAUGACAGACAUGACCUUCUUCUCGUCUGUGUCGCUGUCCUGGUUCCUGACUCUGUUCAUCAGCGUGCUACCCAUCGAGAGCGCCGUGAAUGUAGUGGACUGCUUCUUCUACGAUGGCAUCAAGGCCAUCUUGCAGCUGGGGCUGGCUGUGCUGGACUACAACAUGGACCGGCUGCUCACCUGCCGUGAUGAUGCUGAGGCUGUCACUGUUCUCAACAAGUUCUUUGACAAUGUUGCCAACAAGGACAGCCCUUUGCCAGCUACUGUGCUGCAACAGGCUCCUGUAGGGAGCGAUGGGAAUAAGUCUCAUCCCAGAGUGGAUAUCACUGACCUUAUCAAAGACUCCUAUGAGAAAUAUGGUGGCAUUCGAUCUGAGGAAGUGGAGAGCAUGAGGAGAAGAAACAAACUGUAUGUGAUCCAGACUUUAGAAGACACAACAAAACAAAAUGUUUUAAGAGUUGUGUCUCAGGAGGUGAAGUUUAGUUCAACUGAACUGGAAGACCUUUACAAUCUUUUCAAGAGGCAGCAUUUCCUGAGUUGUUACUGGACGAUGAACAGCCCCAUCCUCCUGCACCAUGACCCCAGCCUGCCAUAUCUCGAGCAGUACCAGCUGAGUCACCACCAGUUCCGUGCCCUCUUCCUCCUUCUGAGUCCCUGGGCCCAUUGUGCCAACCUGGAUGCCCUUACUCUCUGGACGUUCCGCCUCCUAGAUGAAAAUCAAGAUGGCCUUAUCAACUUCAAAGAAUUCUGCUGUGCCCUGGAUGUUACAUACAGCGGAACAUUUACGGAAAAACUGAAAUUCCUUUUCAAGAUACAUUUACCACCAGCAUUUACAGAGAUAGAAACAGAGAGUCCUGUGUUCUCAAAAGGCAACAGCUUUUCUAAAGAAGAUCUGUCAUACUUGAGUCGCCUGAAUGUGUCUUUACCAGAUGCUUCUGAAGAUGGAGUCAUCAGGAAAAGCCCAGAAAGAGGGAAAGGUAAAGUCGAUCUUCAGGCUUACCUUAAACAAUGGCAGGAUGAGCUCCUCAAAAAAGAAGAAAGCAUUAAGGAUUUGCCAAGAAUAAACCAGGCCCAGUUCAUCCAGUUCUCCAAGACGAUGUACAACCUUUUCCAUGGGGACCCAGAGGAGGAGUCCCUGUACCGGGCAAUCGCUCGAGUCACAAGCCUCUUACUGAAGAUGGAGGAAGUCGGAAGAAGGCUGCAAGGGUCUGGCACUCUUACCCAGGCUGCCCCAGUGCAGUCGGACACCGUGCAGCCAGAGAGCAAGGCCCUGCCGCCAUCUGAGAGCUCCCCAGGCAGCCCCAGCAUGCCAAGCACAGCAGAGGGUGGGUUACAGCCAGAAGAGAUGGAGUGGUCUUUCUCCUUCGAGCAGAUCCUUCCUUCCCUUCUCAAUGAGCCUGUGAUCGUCCGUUUCUUCGAAAAACCCGCAGGCAUCCAGGCAAAACUGGAGCACGCCAAGACUGCUCAGCUCCGAGCUCAAAACAAGAAGUGAAGGAUCCUUUUUCCAAUCCUUCAUUAAAGCCAUAAAUGAUUUCUUACUUAUUUGUGUUAAAGGGAUGCACCUUAUGUACCCUUUUAUUAAACACACCAAGAAUCCUAUCCUUUUUCGGAAAGGUUUUGGCAACAAAGGUAAUAAAAGCCUUUAUUUUUCAGGACACCUCAGAUACUUGCUUUCCAGUUGUGAAUAGCAGGCAGGUGACUUGUUUUAAAACACCUGCUAACUAGAUUGACAACGUACUGUACUAGUUGCUGUGUUGGCAGCACCAGUUUUUUUAAAGGAAAUUCAAGUAUUUGGGGAUAAAGUUGGUUAAAGUAGAAGGAGCAUUUCUCCUUGCAAGUAUCAGACCAUUUAAGGUACUGUCUGUUGUGAGUUUUAAGUUGACUGGAAAUGGUUUGGAAUGUGUUAAGCCACCAUUGCUGUUGGUUUUUUUAGUUGUCCCAAAACUAAAGCAAAGGGAAAUAGACAGUAAACUGGCUGGCUGAAACUUGGUUCAUAGAUAAGGUGUCGUCCGCUGUCAAGGUGCCAUACACUGAGCUAAUAAAUUUCAACAUCAAAAAAGGCAUAAAGAUAAUUUUUUCUUAUACUUUAAUGAUUUGUUAAUACACAAAACACCUGUUUGGAAACAGCAGUACCCAAAGGUUUCCUUAGUACGGAUGAUUAUUGAGUAUUGAAAUACACAAACCCCACUGGUUUUGAGCAGAUUUUACUGUUUUUAAAGAACCAGUUUUAACCAAAUUCAAAACAAUAACCUCUUACAACUGGUCGAGUCUGAACAAGCUGUUGGCAUUCUCCCUUCAGGGAAAUGAAAUGAAACCGUGGGUCUGAAAAUUCAUGGGUCACCUUCAAAAAACUAUAAAAGUCCUAUCUGAAUUAUCAAGAUCAAGAUCUGGGCACUUUCCUUUAUCAGCAUCAGGAAAAAAUAUCAGUUUGAAAGCAGUAGUUCAAAUGUUGAGAGUUUUAAAGCAUGUUAAUACCUACAUUAAUCAGCUGUGAUCUGUGCUUUGUACGUUUAACACUGAAAGGUAUUUGGAAAGCGGGAAAUGCAGAGGAUCUUUUGAAAAGCUUUUAUUAAAUGCUUUUUGGACAAAGUAUGUAAAGUUGGCCACUUCUUUAUGCAUGCUCUUUAGGAACAUAUUUUCCUGAUUUUUUAAUGUAAACAUUAUUGAAAGGUGUAUUUAAUAGCGAUGUAAAGUUUCUUGUUAAAAUCGCCCUAAGAAUCUUUUAGGUCAUCUUAAAAGUUCUAAUUUGAUAACACGUUUUGCUCGAUUGUGCAUGUAAUUUCUCGUUGCUGAUAAGCUAGCCAGAUAUUCGUUUGCAGCAUUGUUAGAAGACUUAAUAAAAAAAAAGAAUUCAGGCAGGUUUUGAGGGUCAGCAAAAUGCAGAGGGUUGUGGUGUUGCUAUGCCUCUGUUGAAAUUAAAUUUAACAAGAGAUUUUUUUCUUUCGGUUUGAACGUUUCUUAAUUUUGUUGAUAAUGGAAUGAAUUAGGAAAAAAAAUUGGAGAAACGGGUGUUUAGUGUGUGUUAAGUGAACUUUAAGUUAAGAGUUUCAGUUUUUAAUAAGGGUGCUGUAACUGUUCGGCUGUUAACAGAUUUAAUUGUGGAAGGUACAAUGUUGUGUCUUUAAUUCAGUACUAUGCCUUCAGAUGGCAAGAGCUGAUCUCUUACUUUAGAUGAAGGGAACAAUAAUGUGUUCUAAAGUAUGUUUAAUUCAAAAUACUGUAGCAAACAAAGGUGCAUGUUUCUUUUGCUGUUUAAAACAAGUUGGAUUCAUGUACAGAUAACAUUCCUGUAGUAUAUUAGGUUUGGUGAGUCUUGAAAAUUAUUAACUAUAUUAUUUAAUAGAUUUUAUAAUUUAAUAUUAAUUUAUAAAAAAGAAUGCAUUGGUUAAUGGAUUUUGAAACAAAUACAGUCUUUUAAACAGGCAUUAACAGUUGGAGUGUUUAGGACGUGGUAGAUAAGACCUUGAAAUAAAGUCUGUUUCAUUCAACAGUAUGUUCUGAAGUACUGUACGUACCAGUAUUAAAAACUUCAGAACAAAUAUCAUGCUAGAUGCAAAAGUACUACUUGAUAUAUCAACUGUAUUGCAAUUUGCAGUUUGCCUUUAAUCAAUAUGCAACUUUGUUAUGCUAAUUAAAUGAGUUGUCUGAUGAUAUCCAUCAUUAAUAUUCACACAACAAAAAACAGAAGGGUAUAACUAAAACUACAGAAACCACUUUCACUGUGUCAAUGCGAGCGUUUUCUGAAAUUGUAUUUUAACGUAUUCCAGCUUUACAGACAAUACUACAUACCUCUAUAAGUGUCCCAGUAAGAGUGCUCACUUUCAAGUAGUACAUAUACUUUUAUAUUUAUUGUAUAUUAGUCUCAUAAAGAGAAGAAAAUAUAAUUUAAAAAUGUUAGUUGAACAAUGUUUGAUACUUUAAAAAGUUGUACCCUCAUACAGAACUAGACAGCUGGUUUCUAAGACUAUUUUCGCAAUGUCUGUGUGAACCAUACUGCCAAAUAAUACAUUAUAUGUAGAAAGUCUACAUCUACUAAAUUGUGUUGAAUAGGAAGACUUUAAUACCUUCUGUGUAGUCAGGAGGAAAAAUGUGUUAAAUUUAACAAAUGAACCACUUAUAAGAAAGUUUGACUAGCAUGUAGAAUUAGGAGUGUCACAUUUUUGCACUUAUAGUUCAGUGCUUUAGAUAGGGAGAACAUCUGCAGUCUAAUACAAAAGAAAUAUAAGGUAUUUAUCAGAAAAAUGGCUAUACAAAUAGAGAACUCUUUUGUUUUUACUUUAUAAUUCUUAUAUUCUUUAGUAUGAAAAUGUAGUAAAUCAAGUGUAUGUCAUAAAAAUAAACAUUUUGAUCCCAUUAAAUAUGGCAUUUUCCAAGAUUUGCUCCAGGUUUUGUAAAGUAAAAUGCAGAAACAUAUGUGGUUAAGUAUGAAGACAGCCGUACAGAAACAAGAUGGAGUAUCCCCUUAUUUCUGAGACCUGGUGCUUCCACAGAAAACACCCAGACAUCAUUUUUUUUAUGUCUUCCUCAUCAAUGUAGUUACGUAUUUCCUCUGCUGAAGCUAUUGGGGUCUCGUUGUCUUUUAUCUUUAUCUUUCAGUUUUCUGAAGCACACCACAACUGUAUAGUUUUCUGGCUAAUAGCAAAAACAUGAAAGGAACUGUAAUAUACAGUACACCUGUAUAGAUUGAUUUUAUGAUAUUGUAGCUUUAGAAAUGUUGCUCCUAAUUGUGGUAAUGUAUUUAUAGGAGCACAGAAACUAGAAAAACUUAAAUAAUAUAUUUUCCUUAUCUUCAGAUGUCUUAAUAGGAAAAAAGAUGGCCUACUUAUAUCACUAGUGAAACAUCAUUUAACAUGAAUUAGGAAAUAUUUAUGAGAGCAUAUAUAAUUUGUUUAUAUUGAGAACAGUAGGAUGUACAAAUUGAAUGAGUAUUAUAUGCAGUAAUUUAAAAUGGAAAUAUGAAGCAAACUAGUCUAGACUUAACUUAGAUUAAUCUAUUUUUUUAAUUUUUGAAACUUGAGGCCUGUAGACAAAGUAAGAUCUUCAGCGAGUUUAAGUAAUUUCAUAGUGAAACACUAAACCUGGCAGCAACUUAAUUGUAGAACAAUUUCUAGAAUCUUUUUGACAGAUCAAUGGUAGUCCUGGAGCUAUUGUAUGAUUAAACUUGUGAAGGGUGAUGUUUUAUCGGUGCAUGAAAGAGCUGUGUAAUUAUGAAACAAAAGCUAUCAUCCACACUAAUAAGCAGUGUCAGUGGUUAUAAUUUGCAAAAAAACAAGUCGCAUAAUCCUGACUUUGAAAUAGAUGCUUUUUUUUAAAAAAUAAAGCAGUGUUUGAAACUAAGAUUUUUUAGGCAUUUUAAAUGAACAAUCGUAAAGCUGGAAGGAGACUGUUACUGUACCUUCAGUUUCUUUAAAUCGGCUGUUACCUAUUUGGGUGUUGAAGAAUUUGAAUUCCAGUGAUUUG
Molecule: messenger RNA, 7494 nt
Organism: Lepisosteus oculatus (spotted gar)
Lineage: Eukaryota; Metazoa; Chordata; Actinopteri; Semionotiformes; Lepisosteidae
Gene: tbc1d8b
Product: TBC1 domain family member 8B
Molecular function (GO): calcium ion binding
Source: RefSeq, a predicted model, not a curated record